GGAUACACACACACACACACACACACACACAACCAAGGGAGUGAAGACACCAACCUGCUCUGUGCACGAGGGGCGGUGGGAGUGGAGAUGAAAGUGGGGGGGCUGGGUCAGUACCAUAGACAGCUCUCUGGUAGACGCACGCUUGGCUUGCAUUCCUCUCCUUCACGCACCUUUUUGCGUGCAAAAAUACAUUUUUUUCUGAAAUGAGACAGCGCAGGGAUGUCAUUGAUCUAUUGAUGACUUUUACCUCCUGUUCAUCUUCGUUCAGCACGAGCGAGCAGAACGUUUUAGACUCCUGUUUGGACCUUAAGUUUUUAUGAGGAGUUUCCUUGUACGAUUCUGGACUGGGUUCUUACUGUUUUGUGCGCAUUUUCUGUUUGCACCUGGAUUCCUCUUUUUAUGUCGUGUUUGGGAUGGAGCCGACAGAAGCGGUUAAUAUCCUCUUUAUGAGGCAUAUAUAAGUGUCUUCAAUUCAACUAUGGAUCGAUGAUAGAGGAGCGUUUUCAUGGAACUUUUGCCACUCACUCGUGUGAUUUCUUUCACAACAUUCUGAUCGUGUAAUAUAAAAGUGAGCAGCGUUAUCUGGGCUUUUUCAGUACAAUGGCGUUGAGCGGAAACUGCAGGACUAACCCCAAAGAGCAGGUGUCGGUCCAGAAUAGUGUUCCUGACGUCCUGGAGCUCAACGUGGGCGGCCAGGUGUACUACACGCGCUAUUGUACACUGGUGAGCAGCCCGAGUUCUCUCCUCGCCAAGUUGUUCUCCAAAAAGGACGCCUCCAACGACUUAGCCCGAGACCCAAAAGGUCGCUACUUCAUCGACCGCGACGGUUUCCUCUUCCGCUACGUGUUGGACUACCUGCGGGACAAGCAGGUCGUCCUCCCUGACCACUUCCCGGAGAAAGGUCGGCUCCGCAAAGAAGCGGAGUACUUCCAGCUGCCCGACUUGGUGAAGCUUCUCAGUCCGGAUGAGGGGAAGCAAAGCCCGGAUGACUUGUUCCACAGUGAUUACGAGGACGGCUCCCAGGGAAGCGAGCCGCGCCACUGCCCGCCGCCCUCGCUCGUCCCCGCGGAUAGGAAGAGCGGCUUCGUCACGGUGGGCUACCGGGGGUCGUGCACCGUGGCCCGUGAGGCACAGAGCGACGCCAAGUUCCGUCGCGUGCCCCGCAUCCUCAUCUGCGGCCGAGUGGCCCUGGCCAAGGAGGUCUUUGGGGAGACCCUGAACGAGAGCCGGGAUCCGAACCGGACCCCGGAUCGCUACACAUCCCGUUUCUAUCUCAAGUUCAGACACCUUGAGAGGGCCUUCGACAUGCUGUCAGAGUGCGGAUUCCACAUGGUGGCGUGCAACUCGUCCGUCACCGCCUCGUUUCUCAGCCAGCACACGGAGGACAAGUUCUGGUCCAGCUACACAGAAUACGUCUUCUACCGUGGCACGUCACGUUGGUCGUCGCCUCCCUGCGACUGCUGUUGCAAGAACCACAAGGGCGACAAUGAGGGCGAGAGCGGCACCUCCUUCAACGAGCUUUCCACUUCCAGCUCAGAGAGCCAGUCCGAGGCCGGUUCUCCGCAGGGGACGGUCAUCUGCGGUCCAGUCAGCCGCCAGCCGCACCCCCACGCUAACGUCCAAACUUUGGACCGGCCUCUAAAAAAGGGGCCGGUCGCCAGGCUCCAGCAGUCGGAACAACGGCGGAAAAGCGACCUGUUGCGUACGCUCACCUCUGGCUCCCGCGACUCCAACACGUGUAAGAAGAGGCCACCCAAAGAGAAGCUGACGGUGGAGGAAGAGCUAGAUAGGUGCAUUCAGGACUUUCGCAAGAUCAAGAUUCCCGAUAGGUUUCCCGAGCGGAAGUACAUGUGGCAGGCGGACUUGUUGAGAAAGUACCGCCUCUGAGCACGCAGUAAAACGACUGCGGAGGCCAAGGAUCUGUUUACACCUUUUGUCCAGCGAGACUUUGGCGACAAAGAUAAUUCAACUCAAUCAUUCACCAUUAUGCCAGGUGGUUGAACAGCGACAAACUGAAGCUCAAUAGAAGCAUUUAAAAAAAAACAAAUAAAAAAAACAGACUGUUCUCUUAUUGACGUAACGUAUGUAGUAUGUGUGUGCGUUUAGUUCCUCGCUCACUCUAAGUAUGUACUGUUACCUCGCUCAAAUGAGUUGAAUAAGAGCGAACCAAAGUGAGCCGGAAGACAGAUGAACCCGGAAGUGGAUCGGUAAUGGCGACACGGUGGGGUGAUGGUGGGUACUGAGAAGCACAAACUCAUCAUUUCCCUCACAAAACAGAAUGUUACUUUGAAAUCACUGAAAAUAUCCAUGUGAAAAGGCACUUGGAGGCAGGACAGCCCAAUUAGUUUCAGAGUUGGCAUAGGUGUUCCAUAUUUUUGUCCUUCUCGCCCCUUACGCAAAUAGCUAAAAAAUAUGUGCGCAAAUGACGCCCCUCACCUUUCAUGAAAUUGCCCGUAUUAAUUGUUUUAAACGACAAAUACACCUACAAUCCCCAUUCACACCUUUAUCCUUGAAAAUAAAUGGCUUACCAUCAAGACAUUUAUGUGGGGUCCUCGGUUUACGCGUUGUAGCCUGUCACCAAUCUAUGCUAGCUUGGUAGCACAGUUGUAAUUACAACAAAUAUUCAUACGAAACACGAAUACUUCAUGAAUAUGAAACAUGUAAAUGACAGUCAACAUGUCAUUUAGAAUAACAGUCAACAUGUUGAAAAGUGACCGUGCCUGUACUCUUACAGUAUGCUAACGAGAUCAUCGGGCGCCCUUCGUACAUUUAUAGCUUUGGUCUGUUGUAAAUCGAGGACCUCCCGUAUGCGUGAUCACAUUUAGUUCGAACCCGAGGUCACUGCUAUCUACGUCCGGGCCUGAUAAAACUCUCUUGGUAGCGCUUUCAGUCGAGUGGUGCUGCUCGGGUACCGCACAAACUGUCUUGUUUUUUUUGCGCACUUCAGAGGCGGGAAAUGUUACGAUUUCAUCAGCGACCCAAAUUAAUUUUCCUGUUCUAAUAUGAGUUCUAUUGCAAAGGCGCCCCCCCCCCCUCCGCCCCACGAGUGUAUCGCGGCGCUGUGAAUUGCUUUGGCUCCUGCAGAGCAAUUUCCGAGAUGGGCAAUAAAGCGAAGGUUUUGAUGGUCAAAUCAUAGAGAAAUACACGGGUGCAAUAAAAGUCCUGAUGGAGCACCACAUCCACCCACGCAAAUUUUUCCUUCUGUUCUAUUCAUGUUCAUGACUAGUUACAUUAUAUCCCCCCCCCCCCCCCACCAAAAUAAUGUCAGACACUCAAUAUUCAUAAGGUUAGCAAAACACUGUGCAGUUGUUAAGCAAGCACAUAGCACGAAAAGGACAUUUACUUAUUUCCCCAGAUGGUUAUACAGUUCUUUUCUGACUGUUGACAAGCCGAUCAAUAGUAAUUGACGAAGGGCUGCGGUGAGAGCGCCGAUAUGUGGUUCUUGUUUACAGUUAUGAAUGAGACCUGACAAAAACACUAUUGACAGGACAAGCAUUCGAUGUGUUUUCCAAUAACUUGACCAAAUUAAUUCACUUUUUUCCCCCUUUAGAACCCACGCCGGACUGGAAUGCUGAAAUUGAAAAAUGGAAAUAAAAGUGCCUGUUCAGUUUGCUUAUGGAGCUGAGAGGUGAAAUGUCUUGAGGCGCCAUCAUUAGGUUCACUUUUGAAUAAUACACAUUCAUAAAAGAUCAUUCGGAUUUGUUUGCUAGAGUGGCAAUCUAAACAUCUAACUGAACUAAAUUUGUUUAAAAAAAACACCAAAAAACAAUUUGGAGAGAGCAUGCAUUCAGAGCAGCAGAUAACAUUUAUAUCUAACUGUUGUUUUUGGAGCUAAAUGUACAAUCAAAGCUUGUUAUAAAUUGCUAGUUGUGAUUUAAAGCACAAAAAUAAGACUUCAUAUUUCAUUUCUAAAAAGAAAAAAAAUACUCAGAUGAUAUUACUAGUAAUUUGAAUCACGUAGAAUAUUAAUUUUUUCCUACCAAAAUAAAACCCAUUAUGUUGUCCAUUGAUUUAAACAAGUUCAACAAGGAUUAUUUUUUUUUACCUUUCAUCAAGAAAGCAGCGUAACAUACAGUAUGUAAAUAAAACCCAUAAAUCUACACAUAUUAAGUAUUACACUCCUUGUACAUAACAUCCAAAUCGACUGGAUUUCCUUUCGUCAUUACUGUGCUACCACCGUUUAAGUUUUUGUGGUAAACAUCAAAUUCACACCUAGCAGAACCAGAGGUUUUGGUGCUCCCUAAUGUCAUGCCAGUGGUGUCCCUUUUUUCUAAAAAAAUCUAUAUUUUAUUUCCAUCUGGAUGAAUUGAAUGGAUAAAAAUUAAUGUUCUCUUCAAGGGACUGAUAAAAAAAUAUAUAUUAAAAAAAAAAGGAUUUGAUAGUAUUGCCGUGCGCAUCAUCUGGGGGAGAGGAUGCAUCAUAUCAUAGCUUUCCUUUUUUUGCACCCUUUUAUGGAAUUCCUGCAACAGAAAGGGAUCAAUCAUUCAUGAAACUGUCCCCGAAUAGCAAAUUUUCAUGGCGAGAGGCCUUCGGGUCCCAAAGUGGAAAUCGGAUAGCAUCCAUAGAGGAAGGGAAAAAAAUGGAUAAAAAAAAAAAGAGAAAAAUGUGGCAUGAAAUCUUAAAAAAAAAAACAUGCCAAGGGGUGUUACAGAUGGACAUGAUCAUAAAAUGAACUCAUUUAUUCAAGAAGCUUCAUGAACCAAUUUAAUCCGAUGAUGCACAGACCCGUGCUAUGAAGUGUGUUUAAUCUCAGCGAAUUUCACUCACAAAUCAAUAAAUAAUGUACUUACAAAUAUAUGUAAAUAAUGAUUCAACGAAAGAAAAAAAUAUUUUACAUAGAAAAAGAAAUAUUGUUGGACUAAUUAUGAAUUUUAAAAAACAGUACAAACAAAAAUUCAUUGAUAUACCUGUAUAUUUUUUUAAACGUGCAAAUUUAUCAAUUACGAGAUCAUAAGGGAAUUUUACUUCUCGUUCAGCAGACGAAUGAAAUAAAAAACCUAAAAUUCUAUCCCUGGAUUAUUUUAGUGACCAGGCCUAAAUGUUGACAGUACAUAGAUUUUAUAAUCCAGUUAAAAUGGGACGGCAAAAGGCCAUUGACUCCGCACAUUGCUUUCAGUACAGCGCAUUAAACAAGUGCAACCCUCAUUUCAUGUAGAUUCUGUUAUUUGUAGCAUAGACAUAUUCUGCGGAAGCCGGCACAAACAGAAAGUCAUUUUACAGGUAUUAGGUUGUGUUGUAAUGGAGGUUAAAGAAAGGCCAUUCGUGGCUCCAGGGUGCGGGGGAAGCUGCACAAUCUAUGACGAAUGGCUUCAAUGACACGAAGGAACCAUCCAAUGUGGGCGUCGACAAGAAAUCGCAGCGUGUGCCUUUUGGGACCUGCGACCAAUCUUAUUGACUCAAGGCCCUUUAGUGCUCUUUAAUUGAGUUGAAGGCCAACCGAAGAAUCCCAAUUCCACAACUUGAAGCCGGGAGUCACAAUGAAACUCGGGAAAAAAAACGUAAUGGAUCCUGUCUGAGCCAUUCAGAGAAAAUCCAGUUUUAUUAUCAAUUUAUAUACACAUCCAAAUACACACACACUAUAGUUUCAUAUAAAAAUUACACCUUCCUGACAGCAUCAGCAAAAUGUAGUUAUUAAUGUUUAAAAUGAGUUUGUAAAUAUGGCAAUUUUGUCUCGGGUGGCGUCUGAGAAUCAACAUUUCAGUAUUGAUCACCCCGACGUUCCUUAUAAGCAAUUACACAUAUUGGCAUAAGCACUUCCCACGGGGUUCUGAACCUAUUGAUGGUUUUCGGACACAGAAGGAAAGCACAGCUCGAUUUCUCUUUAAGACUAUGUACCACAAUUAGCCAUCGGUGACACCAGUUUGUUCUGCAUGACACCAUUAUACCAGACAAUUAUCUAUUUGUGGCUUAUUAGUUCAAUAAAAAAAAAAUCCCACGUUCAGUUGUUGUUACAAUUCAAACAUGAUGGGGGAGAUUUUCAAGCAGUUUUCACAUAUGCAUUUCUGACAGGUGUGUAUUUUUUUGUGUGUGGGUGUGCCGUUUUGGUUUCAAAUGUUCACCUCGGAAUGAUCUGACAAGUCUGAACUAUAUUUUUAAAGUCCGAAAUACAGCAGAGUGACACCCGGAGGCCUUGUAGACAUGACUACAGAUCUUUUUGCACAGUCCUAUUAAAAAAACAUCGUAAUUGACUAAAAAGGACAUCAUCGUCUUCAUUGUUUUGCAUCGAGCCACGAGUGAUACGUCUUCCAUGUGACCAUCACACUCUCUGCUGACGAAGAAUUUUCUUGACUGGAACCCUGCUCUGGAGACCUUUUGGGACUGCAACCUGAAACAUUGUCGUUCGAAGUCAAGUGUGAAGUAUGAAAAGGUGUUUGUGAGUUUUUUUGUUUUUUUUUUUGUAAACUGGAAGUUUUGCCAGGCUGCACAAAGAUUCCAGUUCUCUCCUGCCUUUGACUCUCCUGUAAAGUAUAAGAGAAAAAUCACAUAAUGUUUGAAAGUCAAGGGCGUGACGUUGUGCCGUAUGUUUGUUCUGAUUCACACACAGACAGAGAAAAAAAAUGCUUUUGAAUUGUUGUGAGCAUGUUGGUAUUCAAAACUCUAUGACAGAUUAGUCUGUUGUUGUGAAGAAUCUUUUGUUCAUUUGGUCAAAACUGCUAUUAACAUUACAAACAAAGAAAAAAAAGAAGAAAAGCACAAAUAUGUUGAUCGUGUCUAAUGUUCCUCAACAGAUGUAUACAAUUAUCCAAUAAAAUUCCAACUCUGGAAUGGAUUGAUUGCGAUGUUCUUUUAUCACGAGCUAAAAUAGAACUGAACUACACAACUGUGCUAAAUUUGUCAAAAUGGAACAAUGUGAUUAAAAAAAAAUUUUUUUAUUGUUUUGAUUCCCUAAAUGUACCUCACAAUUUGAAAGUGAAUGUUGGUGAUGUUCCCAUCUGCCUUUAAAGACACUACAGAGUAUAUAUUAGUCACUUCAAAGUACAUCCAAUAAACAAAGACAGCCUGUA
Hippocampus zosterae (dwarf seahorse) is the source of this 7004-nucleotide messenger RNA. It is a transcript of the gene kctd16b, whose product is annotated as potassium channel tetramerization domain containing 16b. Gene Ontology annotation, biological process: protein homooligomerization; regulation of G protein-coupled receptor signaling pathway. Gene Ontology annotation, cellular component: presynaptic membrane; postsynaptic membrane. Bases 601 to 1887 code for a protein of 428 amino acids. Gene Ontology annotation, molecular function: protein binding. The transcript is spliced from 2 exons. NCBI's taxonomy places the organism in Eukaryota, Metazoa, Chordata, Actinopteri, Syngnathiformes, Syngnathidae. The record is from RefSeq and is a predicted model, not a curated record.